This is a messenger RNA of Dufourea novaeangliae, 409 nucleotides long. Its product is annotated as histone H2B-like. The coding region runs from base 38 to 409 and encodes 123 amino acids. The record is from RefSeq and is a predicted model, not a curated record. Gene Ontology annotation, cellular component: nucleosome. Lineage: Eukaryota; Metazoa; Arthropoda; Insecta; Hymenoptera; Halictidae. The transcript has a single exon. Gene Ontology annotation, molecular function: DNA binding; protein heterodimerization activity; structural constituent of chromatin.
GAGUGAAUAUAACUUUUGCGUUCUCAAAGAAGUUAUUAUGCCUCCUAAGACGAGUGGAAAAGCUGUGAAGAAGGCUGGAAAAGCCCAGAAGAACAUCAGCAAGACUGACAAAAAGAAGAAGAGGAAGAGGAAGGAAAGCUACGCUAUCUACAUCUACAAGGUGCUGAAACAAGUCCAUCCUGAUACCGGAAUCUCUAGCAAAGCUAUGAGCAUCAUGAACAGUUUUGUGAAUGAUGUCUUCGAGCGUAUUGCUGCUGAAGCUUCUCGUUUGGCUCAUUACAACAAGAGGUCUACCAUUACAUCUCGGGAAAUCCAGACUGCUGUCAGGCUUCUGUUGCCUGGUGAAUUGGCCAAGCACGCAGUCUCUGAAGGCACUAAGGCAGUCACCAAGUACACCAGUUCAAAGUAA